Messenger RNA from Nomia melanderi (Alkali bee), 2222 nucleotides. RefSeq lists its product as uncharacterized. Lineage: Eukaryota; Metazoa; Arthropoda; Insecta; Hymenoptera; Halictidae. The record is from RefSeq and is a predicted model, not a curated record.
GUAUAUAAGGUAAUCGGAACGAUGAUUACAGCAGAAAAGAAAGAUUUUUGACAGUAUGAAGUCCUCAGCCGCGUACAGUGUGUUCCUUCUGACGGUGGUCUGCUUGUUGAUCGUUCGCGGACAACAGCAAGGAUGCUCGUGUGGAAAUCUAGGAUCAGGUACAAAUCCUUGCACUUGCAGCCAGACCGUUGUAAAAGCUGCACAAUUGCCAAAACCAACGUAUUACGUUUCACCGGAAAAGAUUAACGAAGCUACAGUAGCACGGAACAAUAUAGUCGUAUCGACUGGUGUACCUCAAAUCGGCGUCUCCAAUUUGCAAAGCAUCAGCAAGUCUAAUCCCAUUAUAUAUAACAACGCUAACUCUAAUGCUUACAUCAACAGUAAUACCGAUACCGUUGCGUGCAACGAUGCUGGUUCCAACGUACAAAUCAACAGUGAUUCGAACGCGCGCAACAGUAAUAGCGACGCUAGUUCAGACGCAUAUAACAAUGGCGGUGUCGUUGGUCAUAGCAGCAGCGACUCUAACACGGUUACUAACAAUAAUCCGAUUGCUUACACCAGCAACGAACCAUCUAUUUCCCCUGCAACGUCUGUCACUUACACAACCGUUGCUUCCCCCGACAAUACCGGUGCAACUGGUUCCGGUUGUGGCUGUAGCAAGCAAAUUUCAAAAUCUUUAGAACUCGACGAUUCGGCCAAGUCAAAUUCAGAUGUCAAUAUUGUGCCCAGCUUCUCACCGAUCGGCGAUUUAUGCUAUCCACUGCCAAUUGAUUCUCGCAGUGGAAAAUUAAUCGAAAAGACUAGAGUAACUCCGGCUUAUCCUGGAAAAAUUGUAUGCAAUAAACCCAAUCCUUCGGAGCCUUAUGAAAUUUGCGUAAACAUGCUCAAUGGAGAAACCACCACUAGAGCGAUCACAUCGAUUUCACCCGGUGCAACCAGUGGGCCUAGUUCUGCAGCAUACGGACUACCAAACGUUGGCAUACUUGCUGGAUCAACUUCCGGAGCAUUCUCCGGUAGCGGAAUCGGAUCAUUUGGAAACGGAAAUACUGCUGCGUUUAGCGGAUCAACUUCCGGAGCGUACAGUCAAAUUGGCUCCGGAUCAUUUGGAAAUGGAAAUUCUGCUGCGUUUAGCGGAUCAUCAUCCGGAUCAUCAUCCGGAUCAUUUGGAAACGGAAAUUCUGCUAUGUUUAGCGGAUCAACAUCGGGAGCGUACAGUCAAAUUGGCUCCGGAUCAUUUGGAAAUGGAAAUUCUGCUGCGUUUAGCGGAUCAACGUCCGGAGCAUUCGGUGGAACCAGCUCCGGAUCGUUUGGAAACGGAAAUUCUGCUGCGUUUAGCGGAUCGCAAUUCGGAAAAUAUAUCAGUUCAAACUCUGGAUCUUUCGGUGGAUCGAGUUCCGGGUAUAGGGCAUCUCCUUUUGCAUACUCUGGCUUAAGCGCUGCGAACGGAGAAAAGCAAUAUGGGAGGAUAACCAUGAGUAGCAGUCCUUCCAGUUGUUUCGACGAUGACACGGAUGAGAGACAAGCAGAUUACUCGUAUCCAGAAGUGCCAGCCGAUGCGGUAUCUCUCACCCUCGCGUACAAAAAUCUUCGAGCUCCAAACGUAAUCUACAGACAAGGAAAACAAUUUGUACCGGAAGAUAAAUUGUCGUUCGGGCAUCGUACGGUUCCAAACGAUGCGAACAAUGUGAAGAAGAUCGUUGAUAUUCCGGAAGAGAGGCUGGUUACCGUCGAGAAGCCUGUCGUAGAAUUGAAACUGGCACCUCCGAGAACCGUUGUCAUUGGUUCUUACGACGAACGGGAAGAAGCAAAGCUUGCGGAACUCGAAGCGAUCGAACGCGAAAGUAUAACGCAAGAAGAGUCCGUGGAUCAAGUUGCGGAAGGUUUGGUCACUUACAGGGAUUUAGGAUACGCGCCGGUGGGUGCAACUUUCGCAAAGAGCUACAGCGGAAUUAGUAAUGGGGAAAUUAACGACAGCAUGGAAGAACCGUGCGGUCCCUUGGGUCCGCCGAAACCGGAUUAUAUUCCAGGCUCGGUGAUCGUUCAGCAGAACAUUGCAAGAGCUGACAGCAUCGCGAAUGCUGCUAUUGGGACAAUUACCGAUAGUAUGGAUGUGCAGCGCACGAUUCCCUCAAGAUUCAGAUCAUGCUCCAAUUGAUUGAUUAAUGUAACAUCGAACAGACCGUUUUACCUUCUAUAGACCUAUGAAAAAUAAAUUACUUUGA